GACAAUUUUAAUUGUACAAUGUACAUUGGCUUUUAAUUUUUGCGCAUUUCAAUUUAUCAUGGCCGGGUGAACAAGUGAGCGAGUGGACAAACAUUAAAACACGCCUGGCGAUUGCUGUUCGUUGCUGAAUGACCGCUGCCAAUCCAAUUAGUUGUGGACAGUGCAAACAAGCAGCGUCCAGCAGCUUCGUCGUCUAUACUCUCUCUCUUCGCUUCGCAUGUGGCUGCCGGGCAAUAAAAAUGAAAACAACAACAACGACAAAUAAUAAUGGCGGCAGCAGCAGCUACAGCAACAACGACAACAGCACAAGGCUCAGGAGGAAAAGAACCAGAGCGUGAGAAGAGAAGAGGAAGCAACUGAAAAUAUCUGUCAGCUGACGGUGUAACAAAGGCGAUAAACGAUUAACGAUUAACGAUUAAAGUGCGCAGCCAACGAUUAUCGCUGCAGUCCAAAAAUGUCGCUGCAGCAAAGCGUUCAACCAGGCAAAUGCCAAACGGAUGUCAAUAAGCGACAGCAGCAGCAACAACAACAACAACAGCGACAGUCAACGCAGCUGAUGCCGGUGAUGUUAAUGCUGCUGAUGCUGACGUUGCUCACGCGUCCAUUGAGCGCCUACUCGAACCUUAACAAGUCGGAGCACAUUUUCUCUGGUCUGUCGGAUACCAAACUGCACGAGAUCUAUCUCGACGACAAGGAGAUCAAGCUAAGCUGGAUGGUCGAUUGGUACAAGCAGGAGGUGCUCUUCCAUUUGCAGAACGCAUUCAACGAGCAGCAUCGUUGGUUCUAUUUGGGCUUCUCGAAGCGCGGCAGUCUCGCCGAUGCGGACAUUUGUUUCUUUGAGAAUCAGAAUGGCUUCUUCAAUGUGGUCACCGAUACCUACACCAGUCCCGAUGGUCAUUGGGUGCGCAAGGAUUACCAGCAGGACUGCGAAGUCUUCAAAAUGGAUGAGUUCACCUUGGCUUUUAAGCGCAAAUUCGAUACCUGUGAUCCGCUCGAUUUGCGGCUUCAUGAGGGCACCAUGUAUGUGGUUUGGGCUCGUGGCGAAUCUGAGCUGGCCCUAGAGGAUCAUCAGUUUGCGCUGCCCAAUGUGACGGCACCGCAUGAGGCUGGUCUCAAGAUGUUGCAACUGUUGCGUGCCGAUAAGAUUCUGAUACCCGAAAGCGACCUGAAUCAAAUCGAAAUCACAUUGGAGCAGGCUUCAGUUCCGGUGCGUGAAACAACGUAUUGGUGUCAUGUCCAGCGACUCGACGAUGUGACAAAGCAGCGACUGCACAUUGUGCAAUUCGAGCCAAUCAUUAAAACACCGGGUAUCGUCCAUCACAUGGAGGUCUUUCACUGCGAGACGGAUCCGCAUGUGGAGAUACCCCUCUAUAAUGGUGAUUGCGAGCAGCUGCCCGCCGAGGCGAAAGUCUGCUCCAAGGUGAUGGCAUUGUGGGCCAUGGGGGCGAGCACAUUUACGUAUCCACCAGAGGCUGGCCUGCCAAUCGGUGGUGAUGGCUAUAAUCCCUAUGUGCGACUCGAGGUGCACUUCAAUAAUCCCGAACUCCAGACAGGUCUCGUGGAUAGCUCGGGCUUUCGCAUUAAAUUGUCAAAGACGCUGCGUCAAUACGACGCCGGCGUGAUGGAACUGGGCCUGGAAUAUACCGAUAAAAUGGCCAUACCACCAGGACAAACCGCCUUCCCGCUAAGCGGCUACUGUGUCGCCGAUUGCACACGGUCUGCGUUGCCGAGGACGGGCAUCAUCAUCUUUGGAUCGCAGCUGCACACGCAUUUGCGUGGCGUUCGCGUCCUCACGCGACACUUUCGCGGCGAACAGGAGUUGCGCGAGGUGAAUCGCGAUGAUUACUAUUCGAAUCAUUUCCAGGAAAUGCGCACGCUGCAUUACAAGCCACGCGUUUUGCCGGGCGACGCAUUGGUCACCACAUGCUAUUAUAAUACGCUUGCCGAUGCAAAUGCCACGCUUGGGGGAUUCUCCAUCAGCGAUGAGAUGUGCGUCAACUAUAUACACUACUAUCCGGCCACCAAGUUGGAGGUGUGCAAGAGUUCCGUUUCGGAGGAGACGCUUGAGAAUUAUUUCAUCUACAUGAAACGGAAGGAGCAUCAGCAUGGCAUCCACUUGAACGGGGCACGUUCGGUGAAUUAUCACAGCAUCGAGUGGACACAGCCGCGCAUUGACCAGCUGUAUACGAUGUACAUCCAGGAGCCGCUUAGCAUGCAAUGUAAUAGAUCGGAUGGCCAGAGGUUUGAGGGUCACAACUGGGAGGGCGUUGCGACGACGCCAGUGCAAAUCAAAAUACCCAUCCAUCGCAAAUUGUGCCCCAACUACAAUCCGCUCUGGCUGAAGCCAUUAGAGAAGGGCGAGUGCGAUUUGCUUGGCGAAUGCAUCUACUAGAAUGUGAAUGUGAAUCGAAAUCGGGAUGCGAAUGCGAAUGCAAGUGUGGCAAAUGCGAAUGCGAACUACGGAUUGCAAUUGUAAUGGAUUAGAUUGCAUUUGUGUUGUGGGUCACGGGACGGGGCGGGCAGAAAAUUAAAGGGGGUACACACACACACACACACACGCACACUGAGUUGUAACUGUGGAUUUACACGCUGUUUUUGCCGCUUCUGAUUUCCACUUUCUUGCUAUAUAUAUAUUUUUUUUUUGGUGUGUGGUGAAUUUGCUACGAAAGUGGAAACGUAGAAACUUGGCAAAGCAGCUUCUCCAUUAUAUUCAUUUUAAUGUUUUUUUUUUCUUUCUUCUCUUCUGCGUCUUCUCUUGUUGUGAAUUGUCAUCAGCAGCAGCAGCGGCAGUUUUAUCGUGAAAUGAAAUCGAGAGAAGACAAAAGGCCAACGAGGCGAGCGAAUGUGCAAAACUUUCUCUAAAUAACUAAUGAAUCUUCUUUUUUGUUUUCGUUUUGGGAGGCUCAACUCGAGUUGAGUUGAGUUGAGUUCGCUUUGCCUUUGAAAUUGCUGCCAAUUGCCGACAGCGGACAAAAAUUGUAGCAUACUUUUCAGCGCCAGCUUAAAGCAAAUGACACAAACAAAGCAACAACAAAAAAAAGCAAUGCCAAAGAAAACGACGAUGAACAAGAAAGAUGAAAGCAGAGAGCAUAAAUAUGAGAGAUGGGGAGAGGGGGAUGGCGUCGAAUGGUCGCUUGGGGCGAGGCAGUUAGGGGGGAAAGAGAGACGACAGCUGAAACAGUUUUCAAUGAGCUAACGGCACUGUUUAUACAAUAUAAAUGAGCCAACUUUUGAGCCAGAGUCGGCAUCAUGCGAAUGGCAAGAUAAAAGGAUGCGACUGCAUCAACUGCAACAGCGACGUGGCAAACUCUAAUUACCAGAGCCAGAGAAGAGCCUACAGCAAUCGUCUCUGCUCCCCCCUCAUUCUCUACCUCUUCCAUUCUAAUGAAUGCAACUCUUGAGAGGGGACAAUGCCAACAGCCAGGCAAAAGUCCUGACCAAUACAUGACGAUUGAAUGUGCACAAUCGCACAACAUUUGCAAUUAUUUGCAAUGCAGCUCUAAUCAUGCAUGGCCAACUCUCUUAUUCAUACAACAUGUUUAGCAUAUACUAUAUAUAAACUACGCUCGCUUGCAUUCACAAAAGCUAAUCAUGGUUAAACUUGCAGUGAAUAUAAAUAUUUCGAGUAUAGUAAGUACAUUCUAAGCAUUCACAUUGACUGCAGCCAUUCAGUCUCUGUGUUUGCUUGCCAUUCACACAUCUUCGCAAAAACUUCAAAGCGUGCGUGACACGACCUUGCACGACUCACGUCUCUUUGCAAUCUAGCUUGUUCACUCCACUCACUGAGUGAUGCGUUUAUGCUCUUCAUUUUGAUACCCACUUGCUUGCUACUGAUCUUAGUAGCUUUGGUUCAAAAUCUGGUAUAUUUUAGGUGUAGUACUAUAUCAAUAUACUAAAUAUUACCUUUGGCAUAUUUUCGAUAUGCAUUGGUAUAUUUUGUUGUUCAUAGUAUAUUUUAAAUAUAGUACUAUAUCA
Messenger RNA from Drosophila nasuta, 3975 nucleotides. It is a transcript of the gene Tbh, whose product is annotated as Tyramine beta hydroxylase. Bases 455 to 2392 code for a protein of 645 amino acids. Gene Ontology annotation, cellular component: secretory granule membrane. Gene Ontology annotation, biological process: octopamine biosynthetic process; norepinephrine biosynthetic process; dopamine catabolic process. Gene Ontology annotation, molecular function: copper ion binding; dopamine beta-monooxygenase activity. Lineage: Eukaryota; Metazoa; Arthropoda; Insecta; Diptera; Drosophilidae. The transcript is spliced from 8 exons. The record is from RefSeq and is a predicted model, not a curated record.